AUGUUUUUGAACACGGCGUCUCCCCGGAGGUCGUUCAACGUCCCCAUUAACAUCAAUCUGCAGGGUGCACACAGACGUCAGACACGACACAAAGAGCUCCUAAAUCCAGCGGUGGCUCUGGAGCAGGAGGGCAGAAGAACAAUGGACCCUCACAGAGCACAGCGUGGUAGGCCCCCCCUCUCUGUGUGCAGCAUCGGGGAGGAAAGAGCAGUCCUGCUGGGCUUCACCAUGAUGGCCUUUGCUGUGCUCAUGUUCUGUGUGGUCGGAUUCACCAUCGUUAAGCCAUUCAUCAACAGUGAGUGGCAGAGCAGAUCCAACUGCACACUGGUGCACACCCAGGUGCUGCAGGAGUGGGUGAGCUGCAGAGGCGUGAGCAGCGUCCCCUGUCUCAGAGCCACAGUGAACCUGAGCGGGACGACUGUGGGGCUGCUGCACUUCGAUGAGGAGGCAGUGCUGCUCACUCCAGAGUGUUUUUAUGUUCCUAAAUGUCAUCUGGACCCUCACACUCUUGCCUCAGAAGUGGAGGAAGUGAAAAGGAGCUUAGACGAAUACAUGGGAAGGACCUUUACCUGCAUAACUGACCAAUCAGAGCAGCCCAAAGAUGGGAUCCUUGGGCGAAAGUUCUCCUUGCAGACAGUCCUGCUGGCUCUGCUCUGGCCUUGUCUGAUGCUGGGGGGCGGGGUUUUGCUGGUGGGCCUGGUCAAACUCACACAGUACCUGUCCAAUCUGAGCAAUGCGAAAGCACUCGACACACAAUCUAAACUCAACACACUGCUCAGGAGGUCCAGCCUCCUGUCAUUAGACUGA
Molecule: messenger RNA, 807 nt
Organism: Knipowitschia caucasica
Lineage: Eukaryota; Metazoa; Chordata; Actinopteri; Gobiiformes; Gobiidae
Source: the annotation of a GenBank genome assembly